ACAAGUUGGUCUCGUUAGGCUUCUACCGUUGUAUCCGAAAGCAAAAGUUAGUUGCAGUAGGUCAGAAAAUCCAAACUCGUUGGUUCAUCAAACUUCCUCAACCUCUCUCUCUCUCUCAAUCCAAAAUCAUUCCCAUAUUAUGAUCAACCAUGUUUAUAAAAUCCAAAUCAAAUCAACCCCCUCCACAUUUCAAGACCAAAAUUCAACUCCAAGAAAAUGACAGAGCCAAAACUCAUGAAAAAAUUCCUUUCGAUCUUCCUAACGUUGUUUCUUGUCCAUGGACGAUGCUGCAACUGCAAGGUAGUUCAGUUCAUCUUCGGCGACUCCCUCUCCGACGUCGGCAACAACAACUACCUCUCCAAAAGCCUCGCUCGCGCGAGCCUACCAUGGUACGGCAUAGAUUUCGGCAAUGGAUUGCCUAAUGGAAGAUUCUCCAAUGGCAGAACCGUCGCUGAUAUAAUAGGUGACAAGAUGGGGCUCCCGAGGCCUCCCGCGUUCCUGGAUCCGAAUCUAAAUGAAGAUUCCAUACUCGCAAAUGGGGUGAACUAUGCUUCUGGAGGUGGCGGCAUACUGAAUGAAACAGGAUCAUACUUUGUUCAAAGAUUUGGGUUGUACAAGCAAAUAGAGCUAUUUGAGGGGACCCAAGAUUUGAUAAUUGGCAAAGUGGGUGAGACUGAGGCUCGAAAAUUCUUCGAGGAAGCGCGAUAUGUGGUUGCCCUAGGCAGCAACGACUUCAUCAACAACUACUUGAUGCCCGUCUACCGGGAUUCCUGGAGCUACAACGACGACACCUUCAUCCAGUAUCUCACUGAGACACUGGAAAGCCAACUCAGUUUGUUGCACGUGUUGGGAGCCCGACAGAUGAUGGUGUUCGGGUUAGGGCCGAUGGGGUGCAUCCCGCUCCAGAGAGUGCUAAGCACGUCGGGAGGGUGCCAGGAGAAGACUAACAAGCUAGCCCUAGCCUUCAAUGACGCAACCAGCAAGCUUGUCACCAAAUUGUCAACUACUCUGCCUAAUGCAACCUUCAGGUUUGGGGAUGCAUACGACGUCGUAAAUGAUCUCAUCUCCAAUCCCGACAAAUACGGGUUCAGCAACUCGGACUCGCCGUGCUGCUCGUUCGGGAAGAUCCGGCCGGCGUUAACGUGCGUGCCGGCGUCGACGUUGUGCAAGGACCGGAGCAAGUACGUGUUUUGGGAUGAAUACCAUCCAUCAGAUAGUGCUAAUCAGCUCAUUGCUAAUGAGAUGAUCAACAAACUAGGAUUUAAGCCUAUCAAUCACACCGAUUCGCCUUCCCCUGCUUUGCCUCCCUCUGCUGAUGGAGAUUAGAUUUUUGACUGCCUCGUUUUUGGGUUGCAUCCCUCGUGCAUUUUUCGAAUAAAUUUUUGUUUAUGUACAAAAAAUUGUGUGUCGUACAGUUUUCUUCGUAUUAAGCUUAUGUUUUGAAGAU
Salvia miltiorrhiza (redroot sage) is the source of this 1447-nucleotide messenger RNA. Its product is annotated as GDSL esterase/lipase At1g74460. The transcript has 5 exons. Gene Ontology annotation, molecular function: hydrolase activity, acting on ester bonds. The record is from RefSeq and is a predicted model, not a curated record. Lineage: Eukaryota; Viridiplantae; Streptophyta; Magnoliopsida; Lamiales; Lamiaceae. Bases 217 to 1326 code for a protein of 369 amino acids.